This is a messenger RNA of Trichoderma asperellum CBS 433.97, 1275 nucleotides long. RefSeq lists its product as uncharacterized. Gene Ontology annotation, molecular function: succinate-CoA ligase (ADP-forming) activity. The record is from RefSeq and is a predicted model, not a curated record. NCBI's taxonomy places the organism in Eukaryota, Fungi, Ascomycota, Sordariomycetes, Hypocreales, Hypocreaceae. Gene Ontology annotation, biological process: succinyl-CoA metabolic process; tricarboxylic acid cycle. Gene Ontology annotation, cellular component: mitochondrion; succinate-CoA ligase complex.
AUGAUAUUUUCCCUUGCCUGGGCAACCCGUGCGGGGGUGCUGACUCGAUCAACGCCAAAGUCUUCAUCUAAAAUACAACUGAGACGGCUCACUUUGCAUAGUUCUCAAACGCAAGACUUGCUCAGAGCAUCUGGAGUUCUGGUCCCUCGUGGAGUAGUGGCGCGUACGCCCCUUGAAGCUCGAGAUGCUGUAAAGAGUUUAGGGGGAAGCUGUAUUUUACAAGCACAAGUUCUAUGGGGACACAAAGACAGCCUCUCCUUUGAGGAUGGGCUAAGAGGGGGAAGCCAGAAAGUUCAUGAUCCCGAGCAAGGAAUGAGUAUGGCCGGUAGAAUGCUUAACCGUCGAGUGGUUUCUGAUGGCAUCAGUCACCAAUCUAUCACCGUUAAUCAUAUUUUGGUAUCUGAAGUCAUGGCACAUCAAGAGCUAUGGCAUUUAACAAUGACCAUUGACCGAGAAAACUACUGUCCUGCAAUCAUCAUUUCCAAGCAAGACGACAAUACUGACACCGAGGAAAUUUUGAUUCAAAAGGAUUCCCAGAAGAGCUCCACCUUCACGUUUGGUUUCUCUCAAGGUAUAACCAGAGAUUUAGUUAUUCAAAUAUCCGAGUUUCUGGGUGUUGCAGGUGAUCAAGUGACAAACCUAGAUGACAUGUUGACGAACAUGUAUGGCAUCUUUCGGGAAAAAGAUGCGACGCUAUUGGAAAUAGCCCCUCUUGCAAGACUAGAAAAUGGGUUAUUUGCAUCCCUUGAUGCCAGUCUUGUCAUAGACGAUGAUGCAGCAAAGCGACAGCCUGAUAUUUUCCUCCUGCGUGACACGAGUCAGGAGGUGGAAGAUGAAGUGAAUGCCGAAAAGCACAACCUGGUAUAUAUUAAAAUGAAUGGCAACAUUGGAAACAUUGUGAAUGGAGCAGGACUCGCGAUGGCGACAAACGAUGCUAUUGGGCUUCAUGGGGGCACCAGUGCUAAUUUCUUAGAUGCUGGGGGCCAAGCAACUAAGGAGACAAUGAUACAAGCGUUUGGCAUCGUUAUGGGAGACGAGCGGGUAAGAGCCAUGCUAAUUAACAUAUACGGAGGCAUCACUAGGUGUGACAUGAUUGCCGAAUCUAUCAUUGGAGCCGCGCAGGAGAUGACCGUGUCGGUUCCACUUGUCGUCCGGCUCCAGGGAACUAACUCGGCAGAGGGAUUGAAGCUGCUCGCGGAUGCUAGACUGGGCCUCCAUGUCGAGUCUGAUUUUGGGCGCGCAGCCCGGCGAGCUGUUGAGCUGGCUCGUGUAUAG